CUCACACUGUCCCCGCCCCAAGUCCCGCGGACCAUAUCCUGAGUCCCUCGGAACUAUGACGGUGACCUUGGCCCAGCGGGCGCUGCUAUUGUUGUCGUUGCUCUUGGGGGCCAGCGCGGGCAGCGGAGCAGGUGUUAAUUUUCGUUUUGCUUCAUACAUUGGUGAUCACAUGGUGUUGCAAAAAGAACCGGCUGGAGCUGUGGUCUGGGGUUAUGGUAAAGUUGGAGGCAUUGUGAUAGUGACUCUGCACCAAGCUCAGGAAACCAUCAUGAGGAAGAUAGCCUAUGUGAAAGAUCAAUCUGAGACCUGGAUCGUGGUAUUGGAUCCUAUGAAGUCUGGUGGGCCUUAUAACAUGACAGCAGAGCAAAUCAUCAAGAAGGAGAGAUACAGCCAGACAGUAUAUGAUGUCUUAUUUGGAGACGUUUGGCUAUGCAGUGGGCAAAGUAACAUGGAGAUGUCAGUUUCCCAGAUUUUUAAUGCUUCAGAAGAGGAAGAGAAGGCCUUUGCCUAUCCAUUUAUCCGCAUCCUCACUGUUGCUCUUGUCAAGGCAGAGGAAGAGCUUGAGGACCUUACUUCAAUUGAUUUGCCAUGGUCUCUGCCUACUCCAAAAAACCUGGGCCAUGGGAAUUUUACCUAUUACUCAGCAGUAUGCUGGCUAUUUGGGCGCUAUCUGUAUGACACUCUGAAGUAUCCCAUUGGGCUGGUCUCCUCCAGCUGGGGUGGAACACCUAUAGAAGCCUGGUCAUCUUGGCGGUCAUUGCAAGCCUGUGGAGUCCCAAAGGAAGAGAAACAGAGUCCUUUCCCCAAUCUAUAUACUGGCCCUACUGACCACUCCAUACUUUGGAAUUCAAUGAUCCAUCCACUACUCAAUAUGACAUUAGAAGGAAUGGUAUGGUACCAGGGAGAGAAUAAUGCAUACUAUAACACUGAUCUGUACAACUGCACAUUUCCUGCUCUCAUUGAAGACUGGCGCCAGGCUUUCCACUAUGGCUCUCAAGGGCAGACACAGCGACUUUUCCCUUUUGGGUUUGUGCAAUUAUCUACAACUGUGUCUAAGGAAGAGGAUUAUGGAUUCCCAAGAAUCCGUUGGCACCAAACAGCUGAUCUUGGCUGUGUCCCCAAUGUGAGGAUGCCCAAUACUUUCAUGGCUGUGGCAAUGGACCUCUGUGAUAGAGAUUCUCCUUUUGGAAGCAUUCACCCUAGAGAUAAACAGACUGUGGCCUAUAGGUUGCAUUUGGGAGCCCGUGCUGUAGCUUAUGGAGAGAAGAUGCUUCCUUUUCAGGGUCCGAUGCCUGAAAAGAUAGAACUCUUAGCUGACAAGGAGCUUCUCAAACUUGAAUACCACCAGAAAAUCCAGGUGCAGAAGCAAGAUGACAAGAUCUAUGAGAUCUCAUGCUGCAAUGACCACCAGUGUAAGUGGAUUCCAGCCCCUAUGGGCAACUCCUCCUCCCAUAGUCUAGCCCUUAGAGUUGAUUCCUGUCAUGGCACUGUGACUGCUCUCCGGUAUGCCUGGACUACAUGGCCAUGUGAAUACAAACAGUGCCCCAUUUACAAUCCUAGCAGUGCUCUGCCAGCCCCACCAUUCAUCACAGUCAUUCCGAGUUAAGACUCAUGAUUAUGCAAAAUUUGGGGAAGAAAGGAAUGGGAAAAAAAUGAUUUGGGCUGAGAUUUAAUUUCAAUUUAGCUCUGAUAAGAUCAUGGAUGAAAUGCUCAGGUCUUAAAUUCCUGUUUGGUUUUCUAUAAAUAAUCAUGGGUGGAACCUUUAAGAAGCUAGCCAGAGGGUACAUAAGUGGCACAGUGGAUUGAGCAUUGGUCCUGGAGUCAGGAGGACCUCAGUUCAUAUCUGGCCUCAGGAAAAGAAAAAAAAAGUCAGAGAGAACUGAGUGGAUUUAAUAUUUUAGAUAGAAUAGUGUCACUAGUAUUGAUAUUUUCUCAUAGAAGUUCUUCACAUUCACAUUGUGAGAAAUCGUUUGGGAGGCACUAUUUUAAAUUUAAAAUUUAAAUGCUGUAGGAAAGCCCAAUAUUUAAGAAAGUCUGUUUGCUUUAAAGUGAAAUUAUCACCUAUUUUAUCUGUCUCUAAAUUUUGGGUUUCUGUAUAUUAUGUUUCUAAAGGAAAGCAAACUUUAUGAUGAUAAGCAAUAUAAAAAUAAAGUUAUUUUGGUUACUCUAGGGUGUUUUUUACCCCUUAUAAUUGCCUCUUAUUAAGAAUAAUACUUUAAUAUCAAAUUAUGUGCUACCUUUAAUAUUUACAAAAUACUUUCCUCACAACUCUGUUAUCAUCCCUGUUUUAUAGAUGAAGAAACUGUGAGGCUAACCCCAGAGAGCUAGCAAGUCAGGCAGGGUUUGAACUCAGGUCUUCUGAGUCUUUCUACCACCCUGUUCAAACCAUAGACUAGAUGCUUCUUAUAUUACUGGUUAACUUAAACCUUAUUAAGCCAGGUCUUAUCAAGCACUAUUAAAAGCAGUCUGAUGAAUGAAAGAAUACCAUAUUUAUUCCUAACCGAUAUUUUUAGCAGAAAUUAUACUGCUGAAAUUGGAAAAGUCUCCUAUCUUAAUUGGUGGUGUUCAGAAUGAACAGGGUAAAUCUGUAGGACUGCUGUAAAAAGUUUGGAAUAGGUAGUGGAGGCUUGAGACUAGUUACCUCAUGUAGCAAGACCAAGGAAACUAUUCCUAACAGUACCUAGUGAUGUCUAGAACAGAAUGGUAGUCUAGGAACAAAGAAAACUAGAGCUAGGAUAGCGGUGAUACAAGCCCAGACUUUAGGACUGUCUCUAGGGAAGUGGCAGAAAAGAUAAGGAAAAUACUGACUGUACAUAAAGGGCUAGACUUCUCUAGCCUCUAUAUGUAUGUUCAAGGCUCUUGCUUUCAAUGAAAUCUUACUAUAAAAAUAAUGUAGCAAUUUGGGCCAAAGGAAGGAUUCAGAUUAACAUGUAGAACUAGAUGAUAAGGUGUUAGCUUUGCUAAGUCUGAAUCAUCUUUUUCUGUAAUGUGAGCUUUAGCAAAAUGAAUUACAUGAAGGGAGAGGAAUUCACUUUAGCCUUAGGCAGAAACAACAGCAGCAAAGUGAAAU
Messenger RNA from Dromiciops gliroides (monito del monte), 3070 nucleotides. RefSeq names its product sialic acid acetylesterase (gene SIAE). The coding region runs from base 56 to 1606 and encodes 516 amino acids. NCBI's taxonomy places the organism in Eukaryota, Metazoa, Chordata, Mammalia, Microbiotheria, Microbiotheriidae. The transcript is spliced from 10 exons. The record is from RefSeq and is a predicted model, not a curated record. Gene Ontology annotation, biological process: carbohydrate metabolic process. Gene Ontology annotation, molecular function: sialate O-acetylesterase activity.